Leptonychotes weddellii (Weddell seal) is the source of this 1658-nucleotide messenger RNA. It is a transcript of the gene SNX15, whose product is annotated as sorting nexin 15. The record is from RefSeq and is a predicted model, not a curated record. Lineage: Eukaryota; Metazoa; Chordata; Mammalia; Carnivora; Phocidae. Gene Ontology annotation, molecular function: phosphatidylinositol binding.
AGGCCGAGAACUGCGCCGUCACUUGCGACCGGCUCCCUGGACCCGGGGAAGGCGGACGCAGGCACCGGACAGGCGGUGGCUGGCGGAGACUGACCCGGAGGGGCGGGGGCGGCAUGGAGGAGGCGGAGGCCGGCUGCCAGCUCCACUCCGGCUCGGCUACCAUGUCCCGCCAGGCGAAGGACGACUUCCUGCGGCACUACACAGUCUCCGACCCCCGGACCCACCCCAAGGGCUACACCGAGUAUAAAGUGACCGCGCAGUUCAUCUCAAAGAGGGACCCAGAGGAUGUCAAAGAGGUGGUGGUUUGGAAGCGGUACAGUGACUUCCGCAAGCUGCAUGGGGACCUGGCCUACACCCACCGCAACCUCUUCCGCCGCCUGGAGGAGUUCCCGGCCUUCCCCCGUGCCCAGGUGUUUGGCCGGUUUGAGGCCUCAGUGAUUGAAGAGCGGCGGAAGGGGGCUGAGGACUUGCUUCGCUUCACUGUGCACAUCCCCGCGCUCAACAACAGCCCCCAGCUCAAGGAGUUCUUCCGGGGUGGGGAGGUGACCCGGCCCUCCGACAUGUGCAGAGACCUGCACAUCCUGCCACCCCCUCUGAUCCCCACACCGCCCCCUGAGGAUACCUGGUUGCCCCAGCCGCUCCCCACAGAGAGGAGAGGCCUCGAGGAACUGGACCUGCCAGCGGAUCCCCCACCAUCCAGCCCUGCCCAGGAGGCCCUGGAUCUCCUCUUUAACUGUGGGAGCACCGAGGAGGCGUCCGGUUCCCCUGCCCGAGGCCCCCUCACAGAGGCUGAGCUUGCCCUCUUCGACCCCUUCUCCAGGGAAGAAGGUGCAGGCCCCAGUCCAACCCACAUGGGUGAGCUGGCAGCGAUGGAGGCAGAGUCUGAAAGGCUGGACCAGGAACCCUGGGAGCCUGGAGGGCAGGAGGAGGAAGAGGACGAGGAAGGCCGGCCAGCCCCUGCCUACCUGAGCCAAGCCACAGAGCUCAUCACCCAGGCCCUGCGGGAUGAGAAGGCAGGUGCCUACCCUGCAGCUCUGCAGGGCUAUCGGGACGGCGUGCACAUCCUGCUACAGGGCGUUCCUGGUGACCCAUCACCUGCCCGCCGGGAGGGUGUGAAGAAGAAGGCAGCCGAGUACCUGAAGAGAGCAGAAGAAAUCUUGCACCUGCACCUGUCCCAGCCCCCCUCCUGAGAGGGAGUGAACCCCUGCCCAGGACUGUAGCCCCAACACUGCCAGCUACCCCCUUUCACUCUCCCUGGGGCCUUGCCUGAUAUCCUGGUCUUGUAACGCUAGGGGUCAUUUCUGUAUGUAACUGGACCAAGAAUGAGACAAAUAAUGAAUUCAGAGCUCCUUGACCACACCUGCCACUUUGGAAUCAGGACAGAACACUUAAGCUGAUCCUGCCUGUCUGUCUUGCGUGGGCAGCAUCCCUGGUCCUGAACUGGCUGUUCACCCAUCUAGAACCGGGGUCUGCAAACCAUGGCCUGCAGCCACAUCUUGCCCACGGCCUUUUUUUGUAAGGCCCGUGAGCUAGAAUGGUUUCUACAUUUUUUAAUAGUUGAAGAAAAACCAAAAGAAUAGUAUUCCGUGACAGAUGAAAAUUACAUGAAAUUUAAGUAUUAAAAAUAAAAUUCUGUUGGAACACAAUCAGACUCGUUC